Trematosphaeria pertusa is the source of this 1608-nucleotide messenger RNA. RefSeq lists its product as uncharacterized. The coding region runs from base 1 to 1608 and encodes 535 amino acids. The record is from RefSeq and is a predicted model, not a curated record. Lineage: Eukaryota; Fungi; Ascomycota; Dothideomycetes; Pleosporales; Trematosphaeriaceae. The transcript has a single exon.
AUGGCACCGCCGGUUCAUGGGUCCGCCCUGGAUAGCCGACCGCCGACCGCUCGAGAGACGUCUCCGACGAGCGCUCAACGCAAUACCAGGCCUACGAAUGCAGCCAUCUCCCAUCAGCAGUUCGACGACCCUUCGGACAUUGGCGCUGGAUUAGCAGUUCCGCAGCGUGUCGAUCUGGGAUCUCCGUCGCGCACACCAUCCCAAGGACACCCGCGACGGACGACACCGACGGUUUCCAACUCUACGUCGGAACUGCCAUGCAUGAUGUGCCCGGCCCCAUCCAAAAUCAUCUGUGAGGGUUGCAACGCAGUCUACUAUUGCUCAACGAACUGUAGGGAUCAAGACGCGCUGGCCCACGCCCUUUUGUGCGGAGCAUGGGCAGCAGGGCAAGAGCGACCAGCGAAAUCUUUCCGUCGCGCCAUUUACUUCCCGGACAGCGCUGCCGACGGCAAUGUUCAAUUCGUAUGGCUAAAGUUCUGGGAAAACAAAACGCAGGACGACAUCGAUUACGAGACGCCUAUCUUGGCGAGCUACUUCGCAGGCUUCCCAGAAGAGCAGAGGCGCAUACAUUCCAUUACGGAGACCAGCGUCCUGAGUCGAGAUCUGGAGCGAACUAUAAAGAUUGUCGUUUGCGCGGACCAGUCCAGUCGUGUCCCGAAGAAUGACUGUAUCGCGCGUCUCGUUGACAAUAGAUUUGCCCGGAUAUGGAGAGGUCCAGUUCUGGCUUUUGGCGCAAAUGAUGUCGACGAACUUUCUAUGAAGUCUGAGGAUCUAGAUAUCAGCGAUUAUCGUCAUAUCUUGGACUUCCUCAACACGUACCAGAGCACCGCUUUGGCCAAAGACAUGCGGUACUUUGGAAGGACAGUGUGUGGGGUCAAAAUCAAUUGCAACGGCGAUCUGAAGAAGGACAUGGCGUUGGAGGCUCUUAAAGGCCAUCUUCUCUUCGAAAAUGUGCGUGUUCCUCUGUCUCACCGUCUUUUCCAGUCCAACAAGCUCCUGCCCAUCCCCGAGAGGAUGGAGAUCCCUAUCGCGUCAGCGCGAUACCCACGGAAGCCUGCAUUCGAGGAAUACUUCAGGGCGCACCGCGAUGCACCGUACCGGACCCGCUGCAAAGACGAUUACAACCAAGCUUCGCGGGAUCUCCAUGAGGAAUGGUUACUUGAGACAGACCGGCGAAACGCCCCAAGUCCUGCACAAUCGUACGAUCAUGCUCCCCCAGGGCCAUACUACUGCGGCUCGAUGAUCCUGGCGCGCACAGACGAGAAGCCUUUGGAUGCACUGCAUGUGGAAGCGCUGUGGCGCUACAACAGGUACUGGCUCGAGCCUAAGAUGACGCGAGUAUCGAGCAUCCACGACGAUCGGGAUACCGCUCUAGUGGACCAAGAGAUCACAGUCGACAAGUUCAAUCUAUAUUACCAACACUUUCUGACCGUCAAGUCGGAUAAGGACCGCAAGACCCCCUCGCCGUACGAUGUAAAGAAACGCCAUGGCAGUCUUAAGCGAAAACUGGUGCAAGAACCGCCGUCGUUGUUCCGAAAGAGGCCGAAGUAUGAGUGGGAGUGGUCGAGCGACGGAGACGUCUCCGACGGCAGCGAGGACGAGGAGUGA